Molecule: messenger RNA, 1984 nt
Organism: Cucumis melo (muskmelon)
Lineage: Eukaryota; Viridiplantae; Streptophyta; Magnoliopsida; Cucurbitales; Cucurbitaceae
Product: ankyrin repeat-containing protein ITN1-like
Exons: 4
Coding region: 17-1969 (650 amino acids)
Molecular function (GO): protein binding
Source: RefSeq, a predicted model, not a curated record
UCGCUUGGGAUUGAGAAUGAACCCUUCCACAAAAUCCCAGAACUUUUCAGAUUUUGACCCAUGUGACAAUCGACAUGAUAUGGUAGAGGUUGUUGUUGAAAAUAACGUCAUUCCUCCGCCACCCGACUCUCAGGAUCCGUGUAAUACUCAAUGCAAUACCACCACAGAGGAGGGCAAGGAAAAACAGGAUGGAAGAGGUUGCGGGGAUGAAAUGGUUAAGUGGAUGGUAAAAUCUGCAAUAAAUACAAGUCUCCGUCACUCAGCACUGAACGGUGAUUGGAAAACGGCAGAAUCAAUAAUCAAAAAGUACUCAUUGAAACUAAGUGAUCCUAUAACGAGAAACGAAGAAACCAUUCUUCACAUUUCUGCAGCAACCGAGCACAUAGAUUUCGUAAAGAAGUUGAUCGGGAAAAUGAGGCCAGAUGAGUUGAGCUUAAAGAAUAAAAAUGGACAUACAGCCCUUUGUUUCGCAGCUGAAGAAGGGAGUGAAAGAAUUGCCAAGUUGUUAGUGGAAAAGAACGAAAAUCUUCCACUUAUUCGUGGAGAUGAAAAUAUAACUCCACUUUACAUUGCAGUAUCGUAUAGACGUGAAAAAAUGGCUUCUUAUCUCUUGUCUGUCACCAAACUCAAUCAACUAAACGAUGAAGAGAAGACUCUGCUUCUCAUUGCUGCCAUACACAGCGACUUUUACGGUGUAGGUUUGAACAUUCUGAAAGAAAAUCCAAAGUUAGCAACUAUGAGGAACGGGAAGAAUAAUGAUGAGACUGCUUUGCAUGUCUUAGCUAGAAAGCCAUCGGAAAUAUUCCGAAGUCGACGUGAGAUUAACUUUUGGAAAAAGUGCAUCAGCUAUGGAACCUGCAACAAAGAUGAUGCAAAAACAUUAGCUCGUCAGUUAGUGAUUUCUCUAUGGGAACAUGUUCUACGAGAUUUGGAUGAAAAGGAGACACUGGCCUUCAUCAAACAUCCCACAGGAUUGCUUCAUGAUGCUGCAAGAGCAGGAAAUGUGGAGUUUUUGAUUUUACUUAUUGGCUCAUAUCCUGAUAUUGUAUGGGAAGAAGAUGAUGACAAAAAAAGCAUAUUUCACAUAGCAGUCGAAAAUCGACUCGAGAAUGUCUUCAAUCUAAUCCAUGAGAUUAGUGGACCAAGAGAUUUCUCAACAAGAUAUACAACAACUACCAAAGGAAAUUACAACAUGUUACAUUUAGCUGCAAAACUGCCUGCUUUAAACCAUCUUAAUAGAGUUUCAGGACCUGCCCUUCAAAUGCAACGUGAAUUGCUUUGGUUUAAGGAAGUAGAAAAAAUUGUUUUGCCUUGCCAACUUGAAGCCAAAUGUAAUGAUGGCUCUAUUCAGUUAACCCCACGUGAGUUAUUCACCAAGGAACAUGCGGAGCUUCGAAAACAUGGCGAGGAAUGGAUGAAGAACACAGCAAAUUCAUGUAUGCUUGUAGCAACUCUAAUCGCGACAGUAGUUUUUGCAGCAGCAUUUACAGUUCCUGGUGGAAAUGAUGAUAAAACAGGGGAUCCGACUUUGCAAACGAAGAGUUGGUUUGCUGUUUUCGUGAUAUCGGAUGCGGUCGCUUUGCUAUCGUCAUCAACUUCUAUUUUGAUGUUCUUGUCGAUCCUAACUUCGCGCUAUGGAGAAGACGAUUUCUUGAAGUCAUUACCCUCGAAAUUGCUGUCUGGACUUGUGUUAUUGUUCAUCUCCAUUGUGUGCAUGGUUGUGGCAUUCAGUGCUACUUUCUUUUUGCUCUAUCGUGACCCUUCUAAUAUUUGGCUUCCAAUGACCAUUGCUACAAUGGCGAUUAUUCCAGUUAGCUGUUUUUGGGGACUUCAAUUUAAACUCUCCAUCGAUACGUUUCACAACACCUACUUGUUUAGAUCUAUUUUCAAGCCACGUAGACGUAAAUUGUCCUCAUUGUUUACCUCUGAAAUUGUGGAUUACUAUCGUGAGAGGAAAAAGAAAAUGUAGACAAAAUGCUAUUUU